AUGGAAAAUCUCCUUUGCGCUCUCAAGGAGAUGCGAAGCGUAUUGUCGUCCCAGAAAUCUUCCACUUCACAGAAUCUUUGGGUAGACAGUAUCUGCAUCGACCAGGCCAGUAUCGAAGAGCGUGCCAUACAAGUCGGUCUCAUGGGUCAGAUCUACUCCAACGCCUCAACCGUACGCGUGUGGAUAGGAUUACCCGGCUUCACCGACAUCAGAGCGGCAUUUGGCUUUAUCGACAAUACUCUUCGCGCCGGUUAUAACAAGCCAAUGGUCGUGAGCAACAUACGCCCCGAUAUCAAAGCAGUCACAGAAUUACUGAGUCGAUCGUAUUGGAACCGCAUGUGGGUUUUCCAGGAAAUUGUCCUGGCUCAGCAAGUGGUGGUGCACUGUGGUGCACAUUCCAAACCGUGGGAGGAAUUCGAAGAAUUUGACGCCAUCUACGGAAGCCGCGCCGCCUGGAAUAUGACCGGAGGGCAGCACGAGGAGUCCCUUGAGUUACGCAAUGCACUGUUCAAAAUCGCACAUCUGUUCGUUUCGCGGGCGCAGGCUACUCAUUUCCGCAAUGUUGUCCUGCCGACGAGACACUUGCAAUGUCAAGAUCCUAAGACAAGCUCUACGCACUUUUAG
Diaporthe citri is the source of this 624-nucleotide messenger RNA. RefSeq lists its product as uncharacterized. Lineage: Eukaryota; Fungi; Ascomycota; Sordariomycetes; Diaporthales; Diaporthaceae. The transcript has a single exon. The record is from RefSeq and is a predicted model, not a curated record. Bases 1 to 624 code for a protein of 207 amino acids.